Messenger RNA from Populus trichocarpa (black cottonwood), 1892 nucleotides. Its product is annotated as serine/threonine-protein kinase SRK2E. The transcript is spliced from 9 exons. The record is from RefSeq and is a predicted model, not a curated record. Lineage: Eukaryota; Viridiplantae; Streptophyta; Magnoliopsida; Malpighiales; Salicaceae. Gene Ontology annotation, molecular function: ATP binding; protein serine/threonine kinase activity. Gene Ontology annotation, biological process: protein phosphorylation; intracellular signal transduction. The coding region runs from base 563 to 1651 and encodes 362 amino acids. Gene Ontology annotation, cellular component: nucleus.
CCCCCAUUCAGACAAAACCCAUAUCACGAAACUUCCUUAACUUUUAGACAACAAAAAUCAUUGUCCAAGAGGAAAAAAAAGAUAUCACCCAGAGUAGUAAAAGAAGGUGAAAAGGCAAAGUGAAAGACACAAAACCCUGUUUUCUUUUGCUUAUAGAUUGAAGGAAAGAAAGAAGGCUUUAAGAGUUAGUUUUUAGAGGGAGUCAGAAGGAAAAAAAUAAUGAUAUAAUUAAAAAGAAAACUUUAUCACAAGUUCUCUCCGCUUCCUCUCUCUUUCUCUAAUAUAUCUCUGCAACUCCCAUUCUCUAAUUUAAAAGAAAAUAAAAAAAAAUGAAAAACCCAUAAAGGGUUGGUGAGCUUUUCACGUGUUUUUUGUUCAAAAAUCGAAUCUUUUUGGUCCACGUAUAGUUCCAUUUCGAUCUCUCUGGAAAAGGUUUUCUCUAGUGAUGUUGAUAAUGUGAGUUAUUGAUUGAGCCUUCUUUUUAUUUUUAUUAUUUUUCUUCUCGUGGAUUCUUUUUUUUUUUUGAGAGAUAUAUUUAAAGUAGAGGGAGUUAUAAGGAGAAAUGGAUCGAUCGGCGAUGACAGUGGGACCGGGAAUGGACCUGCCGAUUAUGCACGACGGAGACCGGUAUGAGUUAGUGAAAGAUAUUGGGUCAGGGAAUUUUGGUGUGGCUAGGUUGAUGAGGGAUAAACAGACUGAUGAUCUUGUUGCUGUUAAGUAUAUCGAGAGAGGUGAGAAGAUAGAUGAAAACGUGCGAAGAGAAAUCAUUAACCACAGGUCGCUUAGGCAUCCCAACAUUGUCAGAUUCAAAGAGGUCAUAUUAACCCCAACUCACCUGGCAAUUGUGAUGGAAUAUGCAUCUGGUGGAGAGCUCUUUGAGCGCAUAUGUAUUGCUGGUCGCUUCAGCGAGGAUGAGGCACGCUUUUUCUUUCAACAACUUAUAUCAGGAGUUAGCUACUGCCAUGCAAUGCAAGUAUGCCACCGUGACUUGAAACUGGAGAAUACAUUGUUGGAUGGAAGCCCAGCACCUCGAUUGAAGAUUUGUGAUUUUGGUUACUCUAAGUCAUCUGUGCUGCACUCACAACCGAAAUCUACUGUUGGAACUCCUGCCUAUAUUGCUCCUGAAGUGUUACUUAAGAAGGAAUACGAUGGCAAGAUUGCAGAUGUAUGGUCUUGUGGUGUGACUUUAUAUGUUAUGCUGGUGGGAGCAUACCCUUUCGAGGACCCUGAUGAGCCCAUGAAUUUUCGCAACACAAUCCACCGAAUUUUAAAUGUCCAGUAUUCAAUUCCGGACUAUGUUCACAUAUCUCCUGAAUGCCAACAUCUAAUCUCAAGAAUUUUUGUAGCAGACCCUGCAAUGAGGAUUACCAUUCCCGAGAUUAGGAAUCAUGAAUGGUUUCUAAAGAAUCUCCCAGCAGAUCUCAUGGUGGAAAAUACAAUGAAUAACGAGUUUGAAGAACCCGAUCAACCAAUGCAAAGCAUUGAAGAGAUAAUGCAAAUAAUAUCUGAAGCCACCAUACCUGCAGCAGGCACCCCCAGCCUCAACCAAUAUUUGACUGGCAGCCUGGACAUUGAUGACGACAUGGAGGACUUGGAGAGUGAUCCUGAGCUUGACCUGGACAGCAGUGGAGAGAUAGUAUAUGCAAUGUGAAUGCCUACUAGUGAAGGGGUAUCUAGAAUGCUGUGCUGAUUGCCUGUGAAAGUGAAGUGACUGUAAAAGAAUGGAGGACCAAGUUUCUACAUGCAUGUGUCCCGUUAUGCUAGCACCCUCAGAGGAUUGCUUCUGUUCUUCUGUGAUAUGUUGUCACACUUUCAAGUGGCAUAUAAAAUACUGUUUGUGUACACCUUGUAACACGUUCAUGUAAUAAAGUCUUGUUAUAUCUUAUCUUGAA